AUGGCUCGUUGGCUGCUUCAGAUCCUUAUUAUCUCUUCUCUUCAUCUCAUCUCUCUAUCAAGUCAAAAAGAGACAAGGUUUGUCUUUGAAGACUUUCUUGACCAAGAAGAUCUUUAUCUAGAUGCUUCUGCAAAAGUACAUCCCAAUGGAAUAUUGCAGCUGACAAACACUUCAAAGUAUCAAAUCGGUCAUGCUUUCUACGAUAAACCACUUGAGCUCGGUUCCUCUUUCUCGACGCAUUUCGUGUGUGUUCUGGUGAAAAAGCAAAACAUCGAAGGCGGCCAUGGUAUUGCCUUCAUAGUAUCUCCUUCUAUGGAUUUCUCCCACGCACAGCCAACAAGAUACUUGGGGGCUUUCGACGCUUCCACACUUGAAUCUCCCUCUUCUCACGUUCUUGCUGUCGAGCUCGACACUAUCUGGAACCCUGAGUAUAACGACAUCAAAGGUAAAAAUCACGUGGGGAUCGAUGUGAACAGUCCUAAAUCUGUCGCAGUAGCUCCGGCAUCUUACUAUUCCGACAUAGAAAGGAAAAACGAAAGCAUGAACCUCUUGAGUGGAGAGCCUAUACAGGUGUGGGUUGAUUAUGAAGGCACAGUGCUCAACGUUUCCAUUGCUCCACUUAAAGUCAAGAAGCCAAGCCGGCCUCUUUUGUCACAUCCCAUUAGCCUUUCAGAGAUUUUUCCUAAUAUAUCGAAAUUGUAUGUUGGAUUCUCUGCAUCAACAGGGAACGCGGUGAGUGAUCAGUACAUUAUGUGGUGGAGUUUCAGUACAGACAGAGGAUCACUGCAGCGACUUGAUACCUCAAGACUUGUUGAACUUCCUUAUCUUACAGGUACAGAUAAGAAGCUUCUUGCGCUGUUUAUUAUUCUGUUUGGUUGUCUGGCUAUUGUGGUGUCAGCUAUUCUUGCAUGA
Molecule: messenger RNA, 912 nt
Organism: Brassica napus (rape)
Lineage: Eukaryota; Viridiplantae; Streptophyta; Magnoliopsida; Brassicales; Brassicaceae
Product: L-type lectin-domain containing receptor kinase I.9-like
Exons: 1
Coding region: 1-912 (303 amino acids)
Molecular function (GO): carbohydrate binding
Source: RefSeq, a predicted model, not a curated record